Echinococcus granulosus is the source of this 441-nucleotide messenger RNA. RefSeq names its product Myosin-2 essential light chain. The transcript is spliced from 4 exons. Gene Ontology annotation, molecular function: calcium ion binding. Lineage: Eukaryota; Metazoa; Platyhelminthes; Cestoda; Cyclophyllidea; Taeniidae. The coding region runs from base 1 to 441 and encodes 146 amino acids. The record is from RefSeq and is a predicted model, not a curated record. Gene Ontology annotation, cellular component: myosin II complex.
AUGGCUGAUUUGCCUGAGAAGGACCUCCAAGAUGCCAGAGAGUUGUUUGCACUUUUUUCCACUGGCGAAGACGAGAAAAUUGAGGCUCGGUUCAUCGGCGAUCUAGUUCGGGCCCUUGGAUUGGUCCCAACCGAGGCCCAAAUUGCGAAAUUUGGCUAUAAGGACAAGCCAACUGAACGAGUCAGUUUUGAAACAUUUUUGCCGAUGUUCCAAGAUCUGAUGAAAGACAAGAAGCCCAACAAUCAAGAGGAGUUCAUCGAAGGCUUUAAAGUGUUCGACAAGGAGUCAAAUGGCUUGAUCAGCUCUGCUGAACUACGGCACUUGCUUACGCAGUUAGGCGAACGCCUCUCGGAGAAGGAAGUGGAUGUACUAUUAGCUGGCAUGGAGGACGGACAAGGCCAAGUCCCAUACGAAGCCUUCGUUCGACGGAUUAUGAGUUGA